Lotus japonicus is the source of this 1002-nucleotide messenger RNA. RefSeq names its product chlorophyll a-b binding protein P4, chloroplastic. Gene Ontology annotation, cellular component: membrane. The transcript is spliced from 3 exons. The coding region runs from base 73 to 831 and encodes 252 amino acids. Lineage: Eukaryota; Viridiplantae; Streptophyta; Magnoliopsida; Fabales; Fabaceae. Gene Ontology annotation, biological process: response to light stimulus; photosynthesis, light harvesting in photosystem I. The record is from RefSeq and is a predicted model, not a curated record.
ACUCCUCAUAUUUUCAUCUUCUACUGCCACAACCACCAUCACCACCACUGCCACUAGCAGCAGCUGAACAACAUGGCCACCGUGACUACACAAGCUUCCGCCGCUAUUUUCCGGCCAUGUGCUUCUAGGUCGAGGUUUCUUACCGGCUCUUCUGGUAAACUGAACAGGGAAGUAGCUUUUAGGCCAAUGGGGUGUCCUCCUUCUACUUCUUUCAAGGUAGAAGCUAAAAAAGGAGAGUGGUUACCUGGCUUGGCCUCCCCAAAUUACCUCAAUGGCAGUCUUCCUGGUGACAAUGGGUUUGAUCCUCUGGCACUAGCUGAAGACCCAGAGAACCUGAAGUGGUUUGUUCAAGCAGAGCUUGUGAACGGACGAUGGGCCAUGUUGGGUGUUGCAGGGAUGUUGCUUCCUGAGGUACUCACCAACAUUGGACUCAUCAAUGUCCCCAAAUGGUAUGAUGCUGGGAAAGCAGAGUACUUUGCUUCAUCCUCAACCCUCUUUGUGAUUGAGUUCAUCCUGUUCCACUAUGUGGAGAUUAGAAGAUGGCAGGACAUUAAGAACCCUGGCAGUGUCAACCAAGACCCCAUCUUCAAGCAAUACAGCUUGCCCCCAAAUGAAGUUGGCUACCCUGGUGGCAUUUUCAACCCCUUGAACUUUGCACCAACUGAAGAGGCCAAAGAAAAGGAACUUGCCAAUGGGAGAUUGGCAAUGUUGGCAUUCUUGGGAUUUAUUGUUCAACACAACGUGACAGGGAAAGGGCCAUUUGAUAACCUCUUGCAGCACCUCUCUGAUCCAUGGCACAACACCAUUGUCCAAACACUGAGUGGCAACUAAUUAAGAGUUUGUAUCCUGUUAUGACAUGAAAGCUUGUGUGUCCUACUCGUGUAAUCCAGAAUGGGUGAAUUUUUUGGGAGAGAUUUGGGCACGAUUGUUAUGUUCCAUCCAUCUAUUUUCAUGUACAGAGGAACUAAGAUGGUUUUAUAUAAUGUUCUUUAGAUUCAAUCC